Messenger RNA from Homarus americanus (American lobster), 747 nucleotides. RefSeq lists its product as uncharacterized. The transcript is spliced from 4 exons. The record is from RefSeq and is a predicted model, not a curated record. The coding region runs from base 41 to 454 and encodes 137 amino acids. Lineage: Eukaryota; Metazoa; Arthropoda; Malacostraca; Decapoda; Nephropidae.
GUGGCAUCUCAUCAUGGCAGGUUCACCUCUUGGCUGAGCCAUGCAAUAUAAGCGCCCGCUUGCAGCUUCAAGCAAGAAUUACCAAACAGACGUGGUUAACCACUGUCGGGUAGCUCGAGCAGCCAUGUCCAAGAGUGCAUCACCCGGGGACCUAAGCGAUGCUGGUUUUAGUCCUGGGGGCGUGUCCAAGGGCAGCGUGGCGGCAGGGAUGAUGUCUAACACUGCUAAGGCUGGGUCGGACAUGGGCGCUGUGCCUGACCUACAGUCAGCGGGGGCCAAAAGCAGUAACUUAUCGCAAUCCAGCACCACCCGUGGGGCACUGGAUACUUCGGGGUUCCAAUCUGGGGGCGUGGCGAAAGGAUCCGUGGGUGCCCAGAUAAUGAGCGACUCUGCUAAAUCUGGCCAAGGAGGGAGGUUGGUGUCCACCCUGCAGUCGGUUGGAGCUAAAAAGUAGAUAAGGGGAAAGAAGAACUGCAGCAACAUCUAGGUGAAGACUACAGCAGCACCAUCAAUGGCAAUUGAGGCUACAGCAUAACAUGCAGAGUGGACAUCACUGUAGGAAAGUAACAUCAGGAGAAACUUGUGCUCAGGAUGCAACAAUUAGAGAAACCCCGUUAAAUUUUAUGGAUUCGUGAUGUUGUUUCUGAAGUGUUAAAAUUAUUGUCUUUACUUUGUAUAAAGCAUUUAACGGGUAUUAAAGGAUUGUAAUUUGCUUGGAUUUGAAUGAAAUAAAGAAUUUGAAUUUGA